Messenger RNA from Entamoeba invadens IP1, 750 nucleotides. RefSeq lists its product as hypothetical. NCBI's taxonomy places the organism in Eukaryota, Evosea, Mastigamoebida, Endamoebidae. Bases 1 to 750 code for a protein of 249 amino acids. The transcript has a single exon. The record is from RefSeq and is a predicted model, not a curated record.
AUGGCAGAUAAACCAGCAGACAAGGCCGAAGAUAGACAAUUCAUCCUCCAACGCCCAGAGCGCAAAAAACAAGACGAUGGAAAAAUCUAUAUUGGAGCGCUUCCAAACAUAGCUCAGAUCCUUUACGAAAUUAGUGACCUUCUCGAGGCAAAAAAUAAACCAUGUGUGGUGGUUAGAGGCCUCGGACGUGGAGCCACAUCAACUCUGAGAAUCAUGGAGAUUGUUCAGCACACAAAACCGUAUCAUGCCGUUGUUAAGACAGACCUCUUCAGAGGAGAGAACGUCUUUGUGUGUGAAGCUGACAAGAAAGAAGUCAAAAUUCCCAAGUUAAUGACUUCAGUGGAGGUUACAUUCUAUAUGCAAAAACCCGAAAAUGUAAAAGCUGAAGAGUACUUUGCACCACUCUCUGAUGAUCAGCUUGAGGUAUUUAAGAACAGACCAAAACGUGUACCAAGAAGAACAGCUGGUUACGUCAGAAAUGGUAAUCGAAGAUUUAACGAUAGAAGAGAAGACAGAAGAAACGCACCAGAGAAGAAAGAAGAGAAAGAAGAAAAGCCACAAAAGGAGGAGAAACAAGAGAGACAGCAAGAAGAGAGAAGAGAAGAGAGACCACAAGAGGAAAGACGAUACAAAGGUUCUGCAUAUCCAAGAAGUGGAAAUUCGGGUUACAGAAAUCAAAGAUAUGACAGACCAAGAUAUGGAGGUGACAGAAACAAUUACGGCCGUUAUGAGGGACAUUAUGAAAAGUAA